Molecule: messenger RNA, 1272 nt
Organism: Sinocyclocheilus rhinocerous
Lineage: Eukaryota; Metazoa; Chordata; Actinopteri; Cypriniformes; Cyprinidae
Product: sodium/potassium-transporting ATPase subunit beta-1-interacting protein 1-like
Exons: 5
Coding region: 1-462 (153 amino acids)
Biological process (GO): regulation of sodium ion transport
Source: RefSeq, a predicted model, not a curated record
AUGUCUCGUAUGCGUGUCUGUCACUUUCAGUAUGCUGUGUGGCUUGUGGUCUGGGUUGGCUGGAACUCUUUCAUCAUCUGUUUUUACCUGGAAGUUGGUCACCUGUCACAGGACAGGGAUUUCCUAAUGACAUUUAACACAUCGCUUCAUCGUUCCUGGUGGAUGGAGAAUGGGCCUGGUUGCUUAGUUACUCCAGUGCCUGACUCGCCAUUGGCUCCUCAGGAUCAUCAUGUGAUCACUGUCAGUGGCUGCCUGCUGGACUACCAAUACAUAGAGGUGGUCAGCUCAGCCUUGCAAGUGUUUCUUGCACUCUUUGGAUUUGUUUAUGCUUGCUAUGUUAGUAAAGUCUUCCUGGAUGAUGAGGACAGCUUUGAUUUCAUUGGUGGAUUGGACUCGUAUAGUUACCAGCCUCCACAAAAGAGUUCUCACUUACAGCUGCAGCCUCUCUAUACGGCUGGAUAGAAACCAGAGGAAAAACCCACCCUCAGAGGAAAACAGCUGCUUAUCUCUGAGAGAUGAAGUCCUCUGCAUUGUGGGAAAUGUUCUACCAGCUUCAACGUCUGUGUCUCUUGAACUUUGUCUCCCUCUAUUGGAGAAAAUCUAUAGUGCCGCACCAGCCAGAGUUCUAGAGAGAGAGCAAGCGUAUGGACAGGACCACAACAAGAUGAUUAAAGCCUCAUUGAGACAAGCAUUAUUAAAUAGGACUUGAAGACAGAAACAAAUCGUCUGUGUGUGUGUGAGAGCACAUAGGCCUUUGUAUGCGUUUGUGUAUUCACAAGGUGGCCAACCUUUGACCCAGGUAAUCUUUGAACACAUCCGGAGCUGCCCGUUCAGCUCUUUCUGGUGUGUGUGUGUGUGUGUGUGUAGGAGAAAGAUGGUUUAUACUCUGAUAUAAGACACUAUAAUGUAAUGUGUUAGAUGAAUGUUUUAGGUUGGGUAGAUGUGUAUUUGGGGAAUGCUGUAGGAUUUUGUGCAUGUAAAAACUCACGAUAGAGGAGUUGUGCCUCUGGGUGGCCCACAUGUGUCUGCGUGCAUGAUUGUGUCGAUGUACACGGACUACAAGUUUUGAUAUGUACUUAUGCACCUAACGCAUAAUGUGACUAGCCAUAAAUGUUUAUUUGAACACAAGCUUAGAAUGAAUGUAUGUUAAUGUACAAUACUUGUUUCAGGAAGGCUGUGUUUGUAUGAGUGAGUGAGAGAGAGUGUGGGUGCGAGAGGGACACACCUGAAGGGUGGGACAGUUGUUCAGCAUAAUAAACUCUUUCUAGAUUA